This is a messenger RNA of Fopius arisanus, 1439 nucleotides long. RefSeq names its product venom allergen 5. NCBI's taxonomy places the organism in Eukaryota, Metazoa, Arthropoda, Insecta, Hymenoptera, Braconidae. The coding region runs from base 53 to 757 and encodes 234 amino acids. Gene Ontology annotation, cellular component: extracellular region. The record is from RefSeq and is a predicted model, not a curated record. The transcript has 7 exons.
UUUCGACACCAGUCACCUGACAAUUACUCAACAACAAACUUUUACAAUAAUUAUGACUCUAAUCAUCAGCAAAUGGGUUGUCUGCAUGUGCCUCAUCGGGGCAUCACUUCCCAUCUCGUCCUCGUGCGCGGGAAAAACUGUUUUGCGAACUGGAGGUUUAUCCUGUCAGGAUAAGCAAACAAUACUUGACGAGCACAAUCGUUUGCGCCAACUCGUUGCACUCGGUCAGGUACAUGGACAGCCCAGUGCUGCGAAUAUGAUGGAAAUGAUCUGGGAUGAUGAACUUGCAUCCAUGGCACAGCGAUGGGCUGACACUUGCGCUGAUAAUCAUGAUGCCGCCCGGAAUGUUCGGAGAUUCGCGGUCGGACAGAACAUUGCCCGCACGUGGACAACGAGGCCCCCGGGGCCCUACGAUGCCGAGCCCAAUUGGAGGCGGCAAAUAUCCGGAUGGUUUAACGAGGUGCAACACUAUCAAGCUGGCUACAGCAGAGCUACGGGCCAUUACACCCAGGUGGUAUGGGGAGACACGUUUGCAGUGGGCUGUGGCUAUUCCUUCUAUUACGAUCCAGCACGGGGAUAUACCAAGAAUUACGUCUGCAACUAUGGACCUAGUGGGAAUUUGCUGGGCUAUCAGCCUUAUCAAUUUGGACAACCGUCGUGCAACAGCUACGGAAUGACCUACUCUAAUCGCUACACUGGCCUGUGCUCUCGUGGAGGGUUUUAUCAUCUUGGUGCACUCUGCUCGUACGUUUACUGAGCUCAACCCCCAUUGUGACAGCACUCAGUCAACUCAAUCCUUCAUCCUGGAGUGAGAGAAGUACAGAAGUUGAAAUACGAAGAAGAAAAAUAUAAAAUAUAAAUGAAGGAACGAGCGCAUCAUUUAUAUAGUCAUCGCUUCGCUGGAAACUAGUCUAGGACUACGUAAAUUGCUCCCACGAGUUUUUUCCCUCGAGUUGAGAGUUUUUCAGGGUUGGAGUUUCUUUUGGAGAUACUGAAAGGCCUCGUUGUCACUGGGGAACUACUGUCUCUCGUGUCAUGCCUGGAGGCAGUCUCGCUUCACGGCCACCACAAGAGAAUUUAUUCUAGUUUAAAUUGUGAAAAUGACUCUGGUGUGAAUACCUGUGGGCCAGGGCCAUUCUUCGGUGAUAGAUUCGAAAUGGGAUGCUUCUCUAGUCUAUUACGUAGGAAAUCACUGGUUUAGUCAAUUUUAGAUGUGAUGUACAAAUAUCGUUGUUGAUGUAUUAUGAAUAUAAAUUAAUGAUAAAUAAUAAAUAUAAGGGUGUUGGAUUGUAUUUCUAUAACAAAAUCUAUUGAGAAAGGGCAAAAAUACAUGCCACAAGUAUUGAACUAUGAAAUGAGAUUUAUUAUAUACUGUGGGAUCACUCUUCCUGGAGAGAUCGUCUGGGUGAUCAUACGCUCCCACUCUCAUUGAAUGUUUA